Messenger RNA from Drosophila erecta, 1241 nucleotides. Its product is annotated as protein FAM50 homolog. NCBI's taxonomy places the organism in Eukaryota, Metazoa, Arthropoda, Insecta, Diptera, Drosophilidae. The transcript has a single exon. The record is from RefSeq and is a predicted model, not a curated record. The coding region runs from base 113 to 1186 and encodes 357 amino acids. Gene Ontology annotation, cellular component: nucleus. Gene Ontology annotation, biological process: chromatin organization.
CAGAAUGGGAUUUUUCAAUGUUGCUGCCACGGUCACACCAAUUGGAUGUUUACAAUUUUUGGUCGUGAAUUAAAUAAAAGGAAAUAUAUAGACAAUAUAGAAAACAGGAAGGAUGGCCCACUACAAAGGUGCCGCCAGCGAGGCGGGCCGUGCCGCCCAGCUGAUGAAGAAGCGGGAGAUCCAGCAGCAGGAGAUCGAAUUCCGCAAGAAGAAGAUCGGGGAGGAGCUGAAGCUGGAAAAGAUCGAGAACAAGUUUGCCACCCACUACGAUGCCGUGGAGCAGCAGCUUAAGUCCUCGACCAUUGGCCUGGUCACCCUGGACGAGAUGAAGGCCAAGCAGCAGGAUAUAGUGCGGGAACGGGAGAAGAAGCUCGCCCAAAAGAAGGACGAAAAGGAUCGGGAAAAGCAGCGCGCCCUGGAGGCCAUUCAGGCGGAGAAGAACAAGCAGAAGCGACAGAUUCAGGCGCUCUCCUUUAACCUGGACGAAGACGAGGAGGAGGAGGACGACGAGGAUCGGGACGACGAGCAGCUGAAGAUUAAGCAGGAGGAGAAGACCAAGCCCAAGUGGACGGAGAUCAAGGAAGAAAUACUGCCCAUAAAGAAAAAGAAAAUAUGCAAGAAUCCCGACGUGGACACCUCCUUCCUGCCAGAUCGCGAACGCGAGGAGCACGAGAACAGACUGCGCGAGCAGCUGCGUCAGGAAUGGGUCAUGCAGCAGGCGGAACUGAAGGACGAGGACAUCUCCAUCACGUUCAGCUACUGGGAUGGCUCCGGCCACCGGCGCAGUGCCCUGAUGAAGAAGGGCAACUCCAUCUACCAGUUUUUGCAAAAGUGCCUGGAGCUGCUGCGCAAGGAGUUCAUCGAACUCAAGACCGUAAUGGCCGACCAACUGAUGUACGUCAAGGAGGAUCUGAUCCUGCCGCACCACUACUCCUUCUACGACUUCAUCGUGACCAAGGCUCGCGGCAAAUCCGGCCCCCUCUUCCAGUUCGACGUGCACGACGAUGUGCGCAUGAUCAGCGACGCCUCCGUGGAGAAGGAGGAGUCCCAUGCGGGAAAGGUGCUCCUCCGCUCCUGGUACGAGCGCAACAAGCACAUCUUCCCGGCCAGCCGAUGGGAGCCCUACGAUCCCACCAAGUCCUACGACAAGUACACCAUCAAGGACAAGGAUAAGAGCAAAAAUUAGUCCUUUAAUAUUGUACAAUAUAUCGAUUGAUUUAAUACAUCUCAACAAAAAAUAA